AUGUCCCAAAAAAACACAAAAUUCCAACGAUUCCCAUUAAGUGCCGAGGCAGCUCGAGCAAACAAGAAACUUGACUUUGGUAUUGUAGACGGUCAUCAUCAUCUGGAUUUGAAUACCUUACCACGUCCAUCAGCAGUGUAUCUGCACUUUCCUUUUGAAAAGUUUGGAUUCGAGCCGUUGGUGAAGCCUUUGCCACCAGCACCUGCUGGUUAUGAACCACCCGUCCCAUUCGAGCUGUUGGCUGAAAAUCUUCGCCACAUGCUCUCUUUCUUCGGUACUCAGCAAGCUACAAUGAACACAUUCCUCCCUUCUGAUUUGCUCGACAUGGUCGAAGAAGCUGGUGUCAAAUUAGCUGGAUCCGUCCAUCUACAAGCUGGUUGGGAACACGGACCAAUGGGAGAACUAGGGGAGACCAAAUGGCUCCAAGAAGAAGUCAACGCACCUACCAAAGGACAGGUUGCGACCGGAAUUGUAGGAACAGUGGAUCUGCUCAACAAUACCCCCGAAACUGUACGAGCUCAACUAAAGGCUCAUUUCCAGUACUCUGCUUUCAGAGGAAUCCGAUACACAUUAUCUCACACCAGGCCUGGCAUGAACGACUUGACCUUCAAUCCACAAGACAACUUGGUAGAAAAUCCAAAGUUUUUGGCAAACUAUGCCGUAUUGGAGGAAUUCGGUGCCGAGUUUGAUUUGUGGUGCUAUGGUCAUCAGUUGCAUCAGGGUGUCGUUCUAGCUAAGAAGUUCCCAAAUAUUCGUAUCGCUCUCAACCACUUUGGCACACCAAUCAACAUUGGUAAUGACAAGAAAGUAUACCAGAAGUGGCUCAAUGAUAUGACCGAACUAUCUAAAUGCCCCAACGUUUACUGCAAACUCUCUGGAUUAAUGAAACCACUAGGACUUGAAAAGUUCUUGUACCAAAAGCCAUGGAGAACUGCAGGCCCAACUGCCCGAGAUAUCGCUGACAGUAUCUUUGGCGAUAUGAUAAAAACCACUGUAAAGCUCUUUGGUGUUGAUCGAUGCUUCUUUGGAUCCAAUUUCCUUGUAGAUUGGGCUUGUGCCAGAUACGGCGAACUUCUAGCUAGUUUCGUCCUCGCACUGGAGGAUAUCGGUAUCACUUCAAAGGCCGAUUUGCGCAAGAUCUUUAGGGAGAAUUGUGCUAAAUUCUAUAAACUCAAGUUGAGCGAUGAAGCUAAACUUUGA
This is a messenger RNA of Synchytrium microbalum, 1200 nucleotides long. RefSeq lists its product as uncharacterized. The coding region runs from base 1 to 1200 and encodes 399 amino acids. The transcript has 8 exons. NCBI's taxonomy places the organism in Eukaryota, Fungi, Chytridiomycota, Chytridiomycetes, Synchytriales, Synchytriaceae. The record is from RefSeq and is a predicted model, not a curated record. Gene Ontology annotation, molecular function: hydrolase activity.